Prosopis cineraria is the source of this 1047-nucleotide messenger RNA. Its product is annotated as adenosylhomocysteinase-like. Gene Ontology annotation, biological process: L-methionine cycle. The coding region runs from base 1 to 1047 and encodes 348 amino acids. The record is from RefSeq and is a predicted model, not a curated record. Gene Ontology annotation, molecular function: adenosylhomocysteinase activity. Gene Ontology annotation, cellular component: cytosol. The transcript is spliced from 3 exons. Lineage: Eukaryota; Viridiplantae; Streptophyta; Magnoliopsida; Fabales; Fabaceae.
AUGACUUCCGGAGAAAACUACCUCCCACCACUAAGCAUGGCAGACUUCGGCCGCUUCGCCAUCCAGCUCGCCGAGAAGGAAAUGCCUCAGUCAAUGGCUUAUCAUGACAAGCUAAAACUGCCGUCCUUGUUGAGACCUACACAGCCCUCGGUGCCUAUGUUCUGUUGUGCUCCUCCACGCCAAACGAUCCCGUUGCGGCUGCCCAUCAUCGCACGUGGCAGUGCUGCUGUGUUCCCUUGGCCUCUUGCUUGGGGCAACAGUGGUGCUCCCCAUCUGAUUCUUCUCCCCGGCGAGAUCCAUUGGAAUAAUACUGUGGGUGUGUCAAAGGAGAUGGUCGCUGAUGCCAAGAAACUUUACGAGUAUCUUUACAUGGCUUUCUCCAAGAGCAAGGUCACUUGCACGUAUGGCUUUCCCGAUUUGCUUAUGAGAGCCACUAAUGGGACUAUUUCCGAAAAGUUUGUUGUUGCGUAUGGAUUUGGGGAUGGUCAGAGCUCUACUGAUGCUCUACUAAUGCAACUUGGUCCACACGUACGAGUGGCUACAGCAGCUCUAACCAACGAGGAUGUUCUCCCUGAGGGUGACAUAUUUGUUAACACUGUGGGUGACAAAGACACCAUCGUCAAGGUUAAUCACAUGAAGAAGAUGAAAAAUGAUGCCAUUAUUUGCAGCCUGGGUGAUUUUGACGGUACUGGAAUUGACAUGCGCAAGCUUACUACCUAUCCAGAUGUGAAGCACAAAACCAUGGAGCCUGGAAUAGACAAAUGGGUCUUCCCUGAGUCUAACACAGGCAUCAUCAUAUUAGCUCAGGGACUUCCGAUGAAGAUGGGUCUUUCCUAUGCAGACCAUGGAGCUGGGUCGACAAAUGAACCGGGUUCGGGUUUAGACGAUGAUGAGGUUGUGGCUUCUCCUUCAGUUGCCAACCUUGAAGUUGAUCAUGGUCAUGAAUCGGCCAAUGAUGUACGGCCUGAGUUCAUUAGCUUGUCUAUUAAUGGAGGCGAUCGUAAUACAAACCUCAUCACUUUAGGGGCGGACCAUGGAGCCGGGUAA